AUGUCUAAGACUGCCACGCUGCUGUUUGCUCAUGGCGGUGGCUUCUGCAAAGAAACCUGGGAGCCUAUUAUGCGUCGCUUAAAGAACUCCCCUUUACUGCAGACUGUCAACACGCAGUUUGAGAGCUUCGACUUCAAGUACCAUGGCAGCAAUCGUGACGAGUCGAUGGAGGCCAAAAUCGACCUGGACAACCCCGCGGGACCGAGAGUGCACCACCCAGCUUCCGAUCUAACCGCGUGGACGUCUGCAGAGGUGCUGCAGCACGCUCGUACUUUGAAGAGCAAGAGUGUUGACACCCCUUUGAUCGGAAUUGGUCACUCCAUGGGCGCUUCAGCGAUGUGGAACACCGAGGCGCAGUAUCCUGGAACCUUCGACGGCCUCAUCUUGUUCGAGCCAGUAUAUGGCAAUUUGAACUCCGAUGCUGUCACCACUUUCCUCGUGUCUAUCACAUUGCAACGCGAGUCAUCAUGGCCCUCGCGAGCGGCGGCGGAGGAGCAUCUGCGUAAUUUUAAGAACUUUGCGGCAUGGGACCGCGAAUCACUGGAAGCCUACAUGAAAGGGGCCGUCGUGGAGGAAGAGAAGACAGGAAAGACUGUGCUGGCAUGCAGUACGCCCAUCGAGGCCUCCCUGUACUGCCACAAGCUCCUGCACAUGAACGACCAGCAGCUCGCAAGACCCAAGUGCCAGAUUUUCUUCCACUACGGCAGUCGCACCAAAAUGUUCUUGCCUCCGAUCUUCCAGGAGCUCAGUGACAAGUGGCCAAACAUCUACAGGCUAGAGAAACCGAUUGCCAACUCGUCACACGCGAUGGUCCUGGAGAAACCGGCCGAGUCCGCACAACUCAUUUUGGACAACCUGCAACAGCUCGAACCUUUCAGCGAGGAGCUCCAACCCAACGUCGCUAGUGCGUCUCGACUGUAG
This is a messenger RNA of Phytophthora infestans T30-4, 921 nucleotides long. Its product is annotated as serine protease family S33, putative. Bases 1 to 921 code for a protein of 306 amino acids. Lineage: Eukaryota; Oomycota; Peronosporomycetes; Peronosporales; Peronosporaceae. The record is from RefSeq and is a predicted model, not a curated record. The transcript has 2 exons.